Messenger RNA from Chinchilla lanigera (long-tailed chinchilla), 2589 nucleotides. RefSeq names its product YKT6 v-SNARE homolog (S. cerevisiae) (gene Ykt6). Lineage: Eukaryota; Metazoa; Chordata; Mammalia; Rodentia; Chinchillidae. Gene Ontology annotation, molecular function: SNAP receptor activity. Gene Ontology annotation, biological process: endoplasmic reticulum to Golgi vesicle-mediated transport. Gene Ontology annotation, cellular component: Golgi apparatus. The record is from RefSeq and is a predicted model, not a curated record. The transcript is spliced from 6 exons. Bases 684 to 1175 code for a protein of 163 amino acids.
GCUCAUCUCCAUCCGUGGGCGUGCAUGAUUUUAACUGAAGCAAAAUUAGCUCACUGCACCAAACUGCUCCUUGCACAGCGAAGCUGAAUUUCUGCUCCCUUCUGAGAUGAACAAAGUCUGCGACCGGGCGGAGGCUCAGGGUCCUGUGUUGUGGGUCCCGGCAGCCCAGGGCCUCUCUCAGCCCUGGCAGCACAGCACUUCCCGCCCAGGAGCGGGCCGUGGAGGAGAAGGUCCCGCCCUCCACUCAGAUCUGCUUUUAGAGAGGCCCCGGUGAACAGCCACUGGGCCAGUUCGUUCGCGCUUCUCUGGGUCACGCGGGUUAGGAAGUACCCCUCUAACGGCCCAGCGGGGGUAAGUGACGGCACUGCCUGGCGCUGUUCAGGCCAGGAGAAGGGACCCCAGAUCCGCCCUAAAGAGAAAGCACCACGUCCGCGGCUCCUCCUAAGCAGAAGAGGGAGGCCAAGCUCUCGCACAAGCGCCUAGCCAGCGCCGCGUCGCACUUCCGGCCGCCCCAUUCUGCAUCCGGGUCAUGACCCCUCCCAUCGGCGGCCCCUGACAGGAACCGGAAGUGGACCCCAAGCCUGGAGGCGGAAGCGUCUCCGUCACCAGCCGGCUGCUGUGCUGGCUUGCAAGCUGACCCGGGCUGAGCGGGCGGGCGGCGUAGGGCGGCGCAGGGCGGCGCCAUGAAGCUGUACAGCCUCAGCGUCCUGUACAAAAGCGAGCCUAAGGUGGUGCUGCUCAAAGCCGCGUCCGAUGUGUCCUCCUUCAGCUUCUUCCAGAGGUCCAGCGUUCAGGAAUUCAUGACCUUCACAAGUCAACUGAUAGUGGAGCGCUCGGCGAAAGGCAGCAGAGCCUCGGUCAAAGAGCAAGAGUAUCUGUGCCACGUCUACGUCCGGAGUGAUGGUCUUGCGGGUGUGGUCAUUGCCGACAGCGAGUACCCAGCCCGGGUGGCCUUUUCCUUGCUGGAGAAGAAUCCCCGAGAAGCCGACCCCAUGAGUAAAGUCCAAGCUGAGCUAGACGAGACCAAGAUCAUUCUGCACAACACCAUGGAGUCUUUGUUGGAGCGAGGCGAGAAGCUCGAUGAUUUGGUGUCCAAAUCGGAAGUCCUGGGAACGCAGUCUAAAGCCUUCUAUAAAACUGCUCGGAAACAAAACUCCUGCUGCGCCGUCAUGUGAUGCAGCCCAUGGAGGCCGGCACAGACCAUCACCACCGCUCGCAUCAGAACUGUCGCCGCUGGAGAAGAGACACCCCAAGAGGACCUGGGGCCGGGCGGACUGGUCAUUCGUAUUCUGAGUUCCCAGGAGGAACCAAGGGCUGGUGGAAGGGUGGGAAAUGUCCAAGUUCAUGUUUGUUGUGAAUUUUGCGAAGAAUUUGAGGUCCCCAAAGGUGUAUUUUUAGGAAAAUGAAACUAUAAACUCUGAGCGGCUCCUGUAGAUGCUGAAGGGUGCGUUCCUGCCUCCUGCAGGCCCCUGGGAGGCAGUUGAGAGCCAGCCCUGGUGUCCUCAGCAGACACCUCUGGGUCUCAUCUGUAUGCUAAUGGUGUUAACUCCAGCAAGGGGUGGUGACAGGGCUGAGCAGAGUGCAGGGUGGGGUGAAGCUGCUGGUGGGCUGGUGGUUCCCGCCCAGGCCGGUAGGGGGCACUGGUCACUGGGUCUCUUCACGUUCUGUUCCUGGUGCGUCCUGCUUCUUAGCCUUGGGGUUAGCUUUGUGAGGGCAAGGCUCAUCCUGGGCAUCUUCCACCCACUGUUCCAAAGGGUUUGGAAGGGGCUGAGGCAGGCAUGUGGGCAGAUCCAGGGAAGGGGCCAGCCUGGAUGUCCAGCUGUCAGCGGGGAGCAUUGGCCGCUGGGGAAGAUCCAGACAGAGGUGCCCUUGCCUGCCCAGAAUGAGGCACACCGCAGUGACCAGGCCGACCUUGGUCAUCAGGGUCGAAGUGGGUGCUGUACUCUCAGAACCGUUUGUGUGCCCCUCUGGCUACAAGACUGGGAGCCGCCUGGAACAUGAGCGCGCGGCAAGUCUGUCCAGUAGGCAUCAGGAGGAAGUGCCAGAGGCCAAACGAAGACUGAGCGCCCGUCACCCACCUUGGCCCUGAGGUCAGCCCUGGAGCCACUUCGCAGGAGAACCUGGCUGCCAGCCGCCUCUCCAUGCCUGGCUGUGCCCAGGGUGCCCGUGGCUUCCCCCUGGGUUGCUGUCGCCCAUCCUCAGAGUCUGCCCUGCUGCCAGGAGCUCCCUUGAGGGCAAAGGCAGGUGGGAAGGAGUCACCCUGCCCCCUGGGCCAGGACCUGCUGCUGCCCCUCUUCCCUGGUCACCGUGCUGCCCAAGGGCUCUGGCCUCACAUGGACUGGCCUGCGGUUAAUCCCACUGCCACGCGCUGGUACCUGAGCUGGAGUGAGGGGCCCGGACCCUGAGGGAGCAGCAAGGGGCGCGGGGGAGACAGGUGGAGGGUGGGGUGGGGGUCUGGGGGAGAGUCUCCCUGCUGCCUGUUGUAUGCUAAUGUCCAACUGUUUGGCAAUAACUGUUUUAAUAACUGUCACCUAACCUCUGUGUCCUGUGAGAGGUUCCUGUCUAGAUAAAGGUUUUUUUUUGAGAUUC